Molecule: messenger RNA, 2086 nt
Organism: Sodiomyces alkalinus F11
Lineage: Eukaryota; Fungi; Ascomycota; Sordariomycetes; Glomerellales; Plectosphaerellaceae
Exons: 2
Coding region: 344-1873 (509 amino acids)
Molecular function (GO): zinc ion binding
Source: RefSeq, a predicted model, not a curated record
GUCAACGGUCCCUGAAAUGCCUGCCUCAUACAUCGUCAUCUCGCCGCUCUCAAGCUUGGAUUCUUUUGUGAUUGCAACUUUACUGACAUCUAUACUGAGUCUGGGAAGGAAGGCGGAAUCUUCACCACUAUCACGCAGAUACACGAAUUUUAUCCAUCCGCUAUCGUCUCCGUCUGGCAUGGUCUACCCAAUCUAGAACCCCCCCCCCCAUUUCUUGGGAUUCCAUCCCCCCCUCGACAACCACUGACGUCCGGCGCGCGUUGGGACGAAUUUUCGACCGGAUAAUACGGGACCCUCCGAUUCCUCCGUCCCGUCCAUCUAGUUUACCUCUUUCACCUUCAACAUGUCUCCCGACCGCGCCGAUUCUGCUCCCGAGGCAUCAGCACCAGGGCGCUGCUUCGUCUGUCUUGGCGACCAGGAGGGCUCGGACGAAUGGGUCAACCCAUGCCCAUGCUCUCUCGAGGGCCACCAAGAGUGCGUGAUGAGCUGGAUCUCCGAGCUGGAGCGCGAGAACAAGCCCUUUGAGUGUCCCAUCUGCAAAUCGAAAAUCACCGUCGACGAGCCUUUCGACCCGGCCCUCGCCAUCAGCAACAGGAUAUACAAGGCCUUCAGCAGCGUGUCGCCGUUGGUUCUCUGCAGCGGCGCCCUGUCGGGCCUAUACGUGAGUCUGACCGCGUACGGUAGCGCCGCCCUGUUGGUCUUCGCGGGACCUGAAGGAUACGCCCGGUUCUUGCUCACGGGGGAUGCGGACCGUCCGGUCUUGAGCCUGCGUUACAUGAGCUUACCCCUCAUCGCGCCGGCGUUGAUCGUGGGUCAGACUCUCCCGUCGCUGGGGAAUUUCUUCUUCUUGCCCCCGACGUCCAUAUACGGCAUGUUCAGCUUGGCUCACGACGAGAAUUUCAUAUCUUGGCCACCCUCACCAAGCCUCGUCUUCGCCACUUUCCCAUGGAUCCGUGCCUUCUACCGCAAUCUUUGGCGCGAAUUCAUCCGACCUUUCGAGCUGAGGCUUGACAGGAGGAUAGCGGGCUUACCGGAACGGGAGCCGCAGGCGAAUCAAGGACAAGGGCAGGGCCAAGAGCGGGCGAGAGACGACCAAGAACACAACGGCGGAGGAGGCGUCGGCGGCAUCGUGGGGUUUCUCGACGCGGCAAUCAACCUCCUAGACAUUCCCGACGUGGACCUGAACGUGGAAAUACAGGAAGAUGUGCUGCAGCCGGGAGAGGAGGACCAUCCGUUGGAGAUGGAGAUGGAGAUGGAAAUGAGGGUGUUCGACUUGGAGUUUGACACCGACGACGAAGAACAGGCCGAGGCAGUAGAGGCGCUCGCAGAUCGUGCCGCCAGGGCUGCCAAUGAUGGAGAACAGGGCGAGAACCAAGUGAAUCGCGAGGACGAUGCGGCGCCCGCUCCUGUGGUCCGCCCGGCACAGGCAGAGGCGCAGGAUCAGGCGCAGGAUCAGGCGCAGGAUCAGGCACCAGCAGAAGCGCCAGCAGAAGCGCCAGCGCCAGCGCCCGUCGUUGCUGGACCAGCCGACGGCCAACGGCAGUGGAACGUCCACACCAGUCUCCGCGACAUCGGCAACUCGCUUGCCGCAUCACUUCUCCUGCCGGCCAUAUCUGCCGGCGCAGGCGAGCUGCUCCGCCUCGCUCUUCCCCGACACAUGACGACGCCUUCACUUUUGAGUUGCCGCCGGCCCGGUCUGCUACAGGAGAUGUGGGGUCGGAGUCUAAUCGGGGGAUGCAUUUACGUGGUACUCCGCGAUGCGUUCAGGCUUUACACAAAGUAUCGCAGGGCCGUAAACAAGCCGCUGCGUAAGGUACGGAGUGUGGAAAGGAGAAAGGGAGGGGCCACUGCCUCUUCAUCAUGGCAAAAUUGAAUGAAUCCGAGUGUCCGUAUGGUGUACCUAGUCCUAUGGACACUGGAAUGCAGGUAGGGGCAGGGGCAGGUGUAGGUACGCCCAUGGAUGACACAUACGUGUAGGACAGGAUAAGCGUCUGGAGCGGGCGGGAAUUCUUAGCUAAGAGCGAUGACGGGUCUUCGCUGUAAUCAAAUCUUCACAUAAUGACAACAAAAGCGCCAAAGAUGACAC